This is a messenger RNA of Fusarium poae, 6591 nucleotides long. RefSeq lists its product as uncharacterized. The record is from RefSeq and is a predicted model, not a curated record. Bases 1 to 6591 code for a protein of 2196 amino acids. Lineage: Eukaryota; Fungi; Ascomycota; Sordariomycetes; Hypocreales; Nectriaceae. The transcript has 3 exons.
AUGUCCGAAGCAAAUACCGGAUUGGAGAAAAUCGGAGAUCGGAUUGGGCCAGACACGGGAGGCUUGGAUUUGUUGAUUAUCUUCAAGGGCAGUCUAGCCUAUCACAAGACUCCCAUCAUCUUUAACCCACUAAACCAUGGCCAAGGGCUUAUCGCCAAGGAUCGAGAGAGCGACUUCGGCCUCGACUUGGACCCCGACCGCUUCUCUGCGACCGCACAGCAUGUUAUCAAGCUCCAGAUAGCUGAGAUCAUGUCAUCACCAAACCCGGCCUCUCCAGAGGAAGCUGUAGAGGAAGCCAUUCUAGAUCCCGAGACCCCUGAGAAACCCACCGAAGACAACGAUGAAAAAGAAGCACCAAAGUCGGCACCGCCCGCUGCGGCCCGCGGUCGCCCGCGUGCCAAAUCAACAAGAGAGCCAACACUUCUUCAUGAUUUCCUCUUGGGCCGACCCUCAAGAUCACGGCAGGCGGCUGAGCGCCAAAGGAGAAUGAGCUUGGAGGCCGUCAAGGCCGAACUGCGACAUGAAAUGAAGCAGUCGCAAGUGAAACGUGUCCCACCUCCCAACGGCGUCAGAGAUCGAGUCAAGAAAUGGCAAAAAGCCAACGCUGCCGCUAUGGAACAGACGCCAGAUGAUGCAGCGACCGAACCACCCGAUGUUGCAUUUGAUGACGAGGAUUUCCAAAGUGUGACUGAAGAGGACCGGAUCCGUAUCAAGCUGAGGAAGAAGUCCAAACCACCCAACAACAGGACCAAAGAGAGUCUGCCCAUUGAAGAAGAGGAGGUUGCGCCGGAAAAGACACCCAUCAAAACUCCUGUCAAGACACCCGAGCCACCACCGCCAGUGGUAACACCAAAGAUCGCAACACCAAAAACGCCGACACUGAAAACACCAAUAAUAAAAACGCCAACAACAAAAACACCUCUACCAAAAACCCCCACAGCAGCAAAACAAGUAAACCCGCCGCCUAAGAAGCGUGUUGUUAGCGAUGAGCAUUGGAGAAAGAAUCGCAAACACGGGGCAAAAAAGACAUCCCCUGCCAAGAUCCCUGCCCCAACCAAAAUACCAAAAGACUUCAUCUUUCGCACCCAAGCUAAUCCCAAGGUUGCCAGUAGAGUCAAGGCUUGGGCAGAGAUGGUUGAAAUUCCGGACCCACCAGCACCGAGAAGUCACAAGUCUUCCAAAUCAGUGGGUGCAAGACCGUGGAUGGAUGAUACAGAUAGCGACUUUAUGAGUGACAGCGAGUUGACAGUAAGCAACGUCACCAGCAGUCGAGUAACCGCGCAACGGUCUGCGAAGUCAACACCGGCACAUGAUGACGGGAUUCGAGUCAAGCCCGUGCGGAAGAAGAGACAGAGUGGUGAUGGUAUUCGGGUUAGAGCCAUGAGAACGAAUCUCACUGACGACGAAGGAAUUCGAGUAAGACCUAUGAGCGACAUCUCGUCCAAUGCCGGAAGUACAGUGCGGAGUGUAAGAUUACGGCUCAAAUCUGCUCCUAGCUCGCGAAGACCUAGUAUGAGCUCCGUGAGAAAGGAAAUGAAGAAGCAAAUGACAGACACUCCCAAGAGCGUUGGUGCAGAGAACGCCGAGGCAUUGAGCAAGAAGUUGAGCGAAGCCAUCGAGGAUGGCUCAGAGUUAUCCAAGACAACGAGGACGAACGAUAAGUCAGAUCUGUCAAAAACGGCACCCAUCGAGGUUCUGGAAGAUGGUUCCGCGGUUGAUACUCCUACGAAGAAGAGAGCUGCAUCAUCGAGCAAAUCAAAGCCACGACCCAAGAGUUACCAGCCUCCUACGGCCAAGCAAAAGGGCAAGGAGACAUGGGUACCUGAUGAUGAUUCUACUAUAGAGCCAUCCCAGCUUGAUGGAUCAGAUUUGUCUUCUAGUCUCUUGGCAAAGUCCAUAGCAGAUAUUCCUGGGGACAUUCCAUGGGGCAACUCUGCUUUUACUGAACUCGAUCUUCCUCUACGUGCUCGUGGAGGGCCGCUUCGAAGCCGCCCCAUCCGCCCUGCUAGACCUGCCAAACCUGAAAGAAACACGAGCUUCAAAAACAUGCCCAAGGUUUUCAAGAAGGUCAUGGAAGGUGCCAACAAGAUGAUUCAUGAAAUCAACGAGCAUCCUCCUCCAAGGGAUGCUGUACCUAACAAGCCAACAAGCAUUGAGAAGUGGCUUAAUACCACUGUCGACCCUUUUGUUGAGGAGCCUAAAGCAGAGCCACCCACAACUCCUUUGAGUGAGGACAUGACAGAUGAACCGUCUUCACCUGAAACGAUCAAGAGCCAUCAUCGUACAUCUCGUGUCGAGAAGAGAAAAGUGUCUUCUGCAUCCACAAGCAAGACAGAAACAGCGGAUAAAGCUAUUCCAAGUGAGCCGUUGCCAGCGACUCCAGAGCCAGUACAAGAGCCUGCGAAUAAGAAACCUCAACCAACUCCUUCGCCGAAACCUACACCUGCUAAGGAACCAACACCAGAGCCUGAGCUCCCGAAGAAAACUACCCCCAAACCUGAGCCUAAACCUGAACCAAAGUCUGACCCUGAACCUGCCCGAGAACCUUCUCCAGAGACAAUCACAGAGCUCUCGACAGACCUUUCGACGGAUCUUUCAACUGAGCUUCCAGCACCAUCGCCAGUGUCGUCUCCUGAACCAGACUCCAAGACCAAACCGAAGCGUCAGGACACAAAGUACCCCGCAAAGACAUCAGGCCUCACAGGCUUGAAGAGAACCAAAGCGACACGGAGCACGCCUCCUCCUCAGAAGUCUGGUCCCAAACACUCGCUUUUUGGUAUGCUGAAGGAAGCAUUCACGGGCGAAUCAGUAAAUUCUCUUCCCAAAGUGAAGCCUUACCAAAGUCGAGAAGAACGACCAUAUGACGAUGAGCCUCAAUCAGUAUAUGCCGAUUCUAGAUACAAUGACUCUCGCUACGAUGAUUCGAGAUACGAGGAGUCCAGAUACGAUGAUUAUCGAUACGAGGAUUCCCGUUAUGACGAUGAACGCGCUUACGAGGACUCCGAAAAUUGGACGGAAACUGAGCUAUCCAAGACUGAAAAGUUGAGAAGCGUCAGAUCUGCGUCUCCCGAAGAAGAACGGAAGACACCGAAACCCCAAAAGACACCAGAGCCCCCACAACAAAUUCAAGAGCAGACCGAGGAACCCGAACAGUCUGGGGAUGCUCGAGCGGCUCUGCCGUCAACGCGUAUGGCGGGGCCGCGUCUCCCACCGCCAACUAGGGGUCAAUAUGAGUUGUCAACAAUCCUUUCCGAGGAGGGCUCUAGUGCUGUCGAAUCGGAUCUAACGACCGAUGUCACCCAAUCCACUCUUACGCAAUCCACAGGUUUCACAAAAGGUAGUCGGCGUUCGAAUUCGCGUUCGAACUCCAAGAACCAAGGUUCUGGUCUCAAGAGGCGUCUGACACGUCACUCGGAUCUUGUAUCAGUUCUCUCACUUCCCGACGAUAAAAACGUGCCCAGCGCCAUCAUAAGUAACCGCUCACGACCAAGUAUGCGAAAAGCCCGAGGUGGGGCUAACGAUGUGACGAAUGACGAUCUGCUCAAGGAAUUCGCCGAAGAUGAAAGUCUUUAUCUUAGAGAGUUGAAGACAUUGGUCUCUGGUGUUAUUCCAGUUCUUCUACAGCAGGUCGUUAAUGGCGACAAUGGAAACGAACUUUUCGGCUCUGGUGGCCAAGUCACCAGGGCAGACGCCCUUUCAAAGUCUGUCGUGAACAUGGGAGUUGCCCUAGAGAAGCUUCAGAUGGCCCAUCGCAAGGCUCCCAUUCAAGAUAUUCGCCGACUUGCAUCAUGGGGCCAUGGAGUCGUGCCCAUCUACCACAAGUACUUGGACGCUUGGAGACUGGGCUUCCAAGAUCUCGUCGUCAAUCUCGCACCAGUGGCCGGAGUGUUGGACGAUGAAGAUUCUCUCGUCGGUGCUAUGCCACGGAACGAUGCUGGCGAUAUUAUUGAUGCCGCGGGAGAGCGGGUUGACGUGGCCCAUCUGUUGAAAAGACCUUUGCUCCGACUCAAGCAAAUCACCAAGUUCUUCAAAUGUGUUGACUCCAUAAUUGGGACCAAUGACACUUAUGAUCUUUUGAGUGACUUUGAAGAUCUACAAGAAAAGGCCCGUCGACGACACCGCGAAGAGACGGCCAGAUUGACAGAUGAAGAUGCAAUCAACACCGAUACUACCAGAUCGCGCGACCUGCGAACCCUUGGUCCCAUGGAUGAUGUGUACAUCGAGCCAUCACGACAAGUCAGCGCCAAGGACUUUUUCUCUCUAGACUUGGCGCACUCCAAUGGUCAACGUUUGGAGUGCCAGGUUGAGUUGGUGCACCGAGACAACCAGCGCUAUCCUGAAGACAAGGGUGACUUAUUGAUCCGUGAAAAUGGUGUCAAGGGUCGAUCAUACCUCCUGUUCCCACCGGUUCCUAUUGAAUUGAUUUCAGCCAGAACAGGAGACGGAAACUUUGACAUGGUUAUCAUGAUACGGGGAACACAUAAUGACAGGCCAUGGCAUGAGCUACUCACACUCACGACCGAUAACGAAGAUCAGAUUCUGGACUGGCUCGACAUCCUCCCUGUCUCCCCCGUACCCCCAAGAGAGCCAGAGCCUAGUGUAAUUGACGAUGACGAACCAUACUCGCAAUCUCGAAUGCAGGAUGUCCCAGUGGGCGUUCGAGGAUCUUCUCGCAAAUAUUCGGCUCAAUCCCUGCGAAACUCGCAUUCCCGCCGCUCAUCUGCUGCUGAAUCACCGCCAGCAAGCCCAACCACACCCAAAAGGUCACUUCCAGCCAGAUACCGUCCUCGAUCAGCCUCACCAGUGACUUCUCCUCCUCUGAAGUCUCCUGAUCUCUAUGAUUUGGCAAACCAGUACGAUUACCAACUCGAGGAACGGCCCAUGACCUCUCAGAGUAUGCAGCCUGAUCCUCUCAAUAUCCGCAAGAGUGACGUAUCUUCACGAGAUGAUGGCGCACCACCACCACCAGCUCAUCGAACCUUUAGUCCCAGUCCUCAACCUACGGCCAAGUCCAAGUAUUCCAAGCCCCCUCCUCUGGAGCCUCCAACGAAUAGUCGUGUCAAGCGUCGCACAUCCUCUCCGCUUAAGCAUGAAUACCUACCUUCGGACCAGUCAUCGAUAUCUGGCACUUCUGUUACAGAAGGAAGUUAUGAGAACACCGAGGAGGAGGACUACACCGAAUCAGACUACAGCUACGAUACUUCCGACGAUGACGAUAUUGAGAGCGUUGAUCUGCCUGAGACCGAGCUAGGAGUUAGUAUCAGGGAUGACGCCAGAUCUCGGGACUACGCCAGAGAUGAGCUGGAGACCUUGCAUGAAGAAGAAUAUCCCGAAGACGAGCCAAAACGUCACCAACUCCAUGAAUCCAUCCUAUCAGGCCCAGCAGAUAGCCUGACACCUUCCAACUCUGCCUCUCAAGCUGGCCUAUACGGGCAAAAGAUGGCGCCGGAGGAGAACGUCCAAAGAUACAGUGCCAUGAUUUCAAGGUGGUCUGACAAGGGCAUGUGGAAAAAUAUUGCGGCAGACAACCUUUCAAUCAUCGUCACUCCUGGAUUGAUUGAGGCUUACGCUGUCCACAGCGGAGCUGAGCAAGGGGACAAACCAAUGCUUGCGCUUGAUCUCACUCCGUUGGUGCUUAUCCGUCAGAGCACUGCUGUCGAUCUUGAAAUCCGCUCCUCAGUUAGAUCGGACUGCCAUCUCGCUAACUCCCACAGCGGAGGAAACUUCCGUUUCCGAUGCUACAACGGACCUGACUGUUACAACCUUUAUAUGUCUGUUCACCAUUCUCGUCUCAACAACCAAAAGUUCAUCCAACUUGAAAACGAAGCACGAUUCAGUAGCUUCGGUGAGCACAAGCCACCUGUCGCGAAUGAUGAUACCAGCAGCCGACGACGAAGCUGGUUUAGUCGCAAGAACAGCUACCGUGGUUCAGUUCGUGCACCUACUCAAUCUUACGAUGGUGCAAGCACUACUCCCUCAUCUACCCUCUCCGCCUCCAGCUUCCUCAAGAGACUCACUGGACGCGGACUCCCCUUCAGCUUGGCCCGUUCCUCCGUGAAGCGCAAUAGCCGCUAUGGUGGCAGCAACACUCCCGGAUCUUCUUCCUAUGGCGGCAACACUCCCCGCUCACCCUCCAUUAGUGUUGAGAACAGCGGUCGCGGACCCUCUAGCUUUGGAACAGAAGAUCUCAAGAUCCGGCUGCACCUUCUCGUCGCAGCCGCCAAAUGGGAGGACUUUGGCAACUGCAAGCUCUCCAUCCGACGACCUCCUCCAGGCUGGCACCAGGCUCUCCGUGCCGACCACGGUUUGGAAAAGCGCGUAACUGUUACUACUAUUCCACGCAAGGACUCAGAGAAACCAAAGAUCCUGCUGGACGCCGUUCUGGGCAGCGGUUGCUUUACGGCAAUGGGCAGCCGCGGUAUUGUCUGUGGUGUCUGGGAGGAGAUGAAAGACAGCAACGGCGUUGUUGGCGUUGUUCCGGCUACGGGCCCGACAGGCGGCAAUGUCAAGAAGUGGUGCUUCCAGUGCGCCAGUGUCGCCGAAGCAAGCUGGGUGCUAAGACUUGUUCACCAAGAAGUCAUGACCAUCUAA